CGGUCCCUGAUUGGAGGAGGAUCUGUCAAUAUCCGGUGUGAAGAUCACAAAGAGAAACAGAAGGAACAAGCGACGUGGACUUGGAGCAACAGUAGGAGUACAGGAUGUGUGAUUUCACCGAGGAUCAGAUCGCCGAAUUCAAAGAGGCAUUUUACCUCUAUGACCGCAUUGGUGAAGGUAAAAUUGGCUACAACCAGUUUGGUGACGUCUUGCGUGCUCUUGGCCAGAAUCCAUGCAAUGCUGAAGUCUUAAAAGUCCUUGGGAACCCAAAGCCUGAAGACAUGAAUGUGAAAACAUUGGACUUUGAGCAGUUCCUUCCCAAGCUUCAGGACAUUGCAAGAAACAAGGAACCAGGAACUUUCGAAGACUUUGUUGAGGGUCUGCGUGUCUUUGAUAAAGAAGGCAAUGGCACAGUCAUGGGUGCAGAGCUACGUCAUGUGUUGGUCACUCUUGGUGAGAAAAUGACUGAAGAGGAAGUGGAGACUUUGCUGGCUGGACAUGAGGAUGCUAAUGGCUGCAUCAACUAUGAGGCUUUUGUCAGGCACAUCAUGUCUGGGUGAAUGGCAGCCCAUGAGCUGGUCCGAAUGGUGAUGAGUGGCUGAUGGCUCUCUACUUUGCAUUUUAAGUGCCUUUUUUCAACCUACUUAGGAACUCCCUUUCUAAAAGAAUUCUCCGUUUUAUAUUUAUCAACACGCACGCAGGUCUGAGAACUAGGAAUCAAGUGCAUUGAGCUCAUCUGGACAGUGAUAGGAGCUGAGUAGGUAUCAAGGGGGUGAGAUGUUAUACCUUGAUACACUGCAGGCUUCUGAUCUCCAGUAGGAACAAAUGCAGCAAGUGGUUCUUGUUGAGACCCUGAAAUCUUUCCCUGAAGUAAUCAUAGAAAGGCUGAUUUGGAGUGGGGUGGAGGGGAAAAUCUGAUGUCUCUGAAGCUUGAAGUUCAUUGGCUUCUGCUUUGAUUGUGUACCUGCACACCAAUCCUCUGUAUUUCAUUGCUUUCAUAUAAUAAAACCUCACAAUGAA
This is a messenger RNA of Stegostoma tigrinum, 1020 nucleotides long. Its product is annotated as myosin light polypeptide 6-like. The record is from RefSeq and is a predicted model, not a curated record. Lineage: Eukaryota; Metazoa; Chordata; Chondrichthyes; Orectolobiformes; Stegostomatidae. Gene Ontology annotation, molecular function: structural constituent of muscle; calcium ion binding. The coding region runs from base 105 to 560 and encodes 151 amino acids. Gene Ontology annotation, cellular component: myosin II complex. The transcript has 7 exons.